AUGCCGCCACUUUUAGCGCCCGGAAGGCUUCCCAUUAGGUGCUACGGUUGCGUGGGCGUUGAGGACUGCGCCAACGGUGGGUCAAAGCUGCGCUGUCAACGGGACUACGAGGUAUGCGUCACGAUCUACGAAACUUCUCCGACUUGGAUCAUCCACAGCCCCGGGGAUCCCCCCUUCGACGGGUCUCCAAGACAUUCCGAAAAGGUCGUAGAGAAGGGAUGUGGUAAAGUGGACGAAGGGAUCGUCGUAAAUGAUGACCAUUGUCAUUUCGACGGCGCUAAUCGGUACAUUUGCUAUUGCUUUUUCGACUUGUGCAACUCGGAAAACAGCCGUUCUCUGUCAGAAUACCAAAAUGAGGUAGAAUCCUCGUUGCUUCACUGUUACUCGUGCAACGUUGGCGCACACUGCUCCACCGGAGGACGACCAAUCGAGUGCAACCGUCACGACAAUGUGUGCUCUACGAAAUACUCCGGACGUCCGUCUUGGCACAUGUACCGCACCAAAAUGCCGACUCGAGCGACGGUUCCGGGCAUGGAACAGGUCGCACUGAAGCAGUGUUUCAAUGAGCGGUCGAUCGCACGGUACACCCUGAACAACACCGCACUGACCAUGUGUUGCAUGAUUGGCGAAGAUCUUCACUGCUUGUGCACUGCCAACCUGUGCAACUUCGAAAACUCGGCCGAUUCUUUAUCGGCUUCGAUGCAGUUACGCCCAGUCGUGACACUCACAUGCAUCCUUUCGGUUAUAUGCACGUUUUUCUACGCAACUUUUCUUGGAACAUAUUAGAACGCCUCCAGAUUCUAGAAAAUUCUUUUCUUACUUUGGAGGCCAUGCAUUUCACGACCAUCAAAUAGAAAAUAGUGCGAGUGAGUGAUUGUUUCCGCAGCGAUGGAGUAUUAAUCUCCUCUUGACGUGAACAGUGUUUUUCAGCGGCG
This is a messenger RNA of Notodromas monacha, 935 nucleotides long. The record is from the annotation of a GenBank genome assembly. NCBI's taxonomy places the organism in Eukaryota, Metazoa, Arthropoda, Ostracoda, Podocopida, Cyprididae.